Botrytis cinerea B05.10 is the source of this 1117-nucleotide messenger RNA. RefSeq names its product Bcctr2 (gene Bcctr2). The record is from RefSeq and is a predicted model, not a curated record. Lineage: Eukaryota; Fungi; Ascomycota; Leotiomycetes; Helotiales; Sclerotiniaceae. Gene Ontology annotation, cellular component: membrane. Gene Ontology annotation, molecular function: copper ion transmembrane transporter activity. The coding region runs from base 285 to 788 and encodes 167 amino acids. Gene Ontology annotation, biological process: copper ion transmembrane transport. The transcript has 4 exons.
GAGAAGGUAAAUUAGGGGACCAUCGCACCAUCGCACCAUCGAUUCAUACCCCUCUGUGAUUGGUGCAAUUGUUCCCUAGGUCGUUGCGCCAGUCUUCCAACUGCAGUGUGCUCUCGUACAUGGCGAUAUAUAUAUAUAAUCGUUUUGCUAUCCAUUUCUAAAUCAUCAAUCUUCCUCUUCCAUUGAAACCUUACGGAUCGGCGCAAGCUCGAAUUCCCAUCUACUGCAUCGACACCGACCAAUUCUAUAACCCACAAUCGCACUGCAUUAUAUCCAAAUUCACAAUGGAUCAUUCGCACAUGGAUCACAGCAUGCACGAUAUGGGAAUGGACAUGGGAGGAGAUAGAUGUAACAUGAACAUGCUCUUCACCUGGGACACAACCAACCUCUGUAUAAUCUUCCGCUGGUGGCACAUCCGCUCCACCUUCUCGCUCCUCCUUUCCCUCCUUGGCGUCAUCGCCAUCACCGCCGGAUACGAAGGCAUUCGCGCCCUCACCCGCCGCUAUGAAUCCUGGGUCGACAGACAGCAAGGUUCCAUAACCCUGGAUGAUGUUACUGAAAAUACGCCUUUUCUCUGGGCAGGACGCAACCAAGAAGAAGUAGGCCAGAGAGCGCAUGUUAUCAAAGCUGCGCUAUAUGCUUUUCAGUAUUUUUAUGCAUUCAUGUUGAUGUUACUUUUCAUGACAUAUAACGGAUGGGUUAUGAUUGCAGUAGGAGUUGGUGCGUUUGUGGGUUUCUUGAUAUUUGGAAAAGACACUUCGGCUGCGAAGGAGACGGCAUGUCAUUGAGAGAUUGAAUUAUGGAGUUUUAAGGGAAUGAGCGCUUGGGAGGAAGACGGGUUAUAGUAUGGGAUAGAGACAGGGAGCGCGUCUUGUUGGUGAAAGGAAGAAGAACAGCAGGUCGAAGAGAUGGAUCGUGGGGAGUCAAGCAAGAUUUGUUUGAGACUGAGAAUGCCAGAUACCCAGACUUUUUCAAUCUAUGAUCUCAAGCGGCUACACAUGGGCUUAUUAAGUUUGCGUGGAGCCGUUCAUAUAUACAUAGACGGGGUCGUGUUAUGCUUUACAUGUUUCAAUCUAUAUUAGCAAUAUAAUGUUGCUCAAAUCUUCUAUUCGAGUUA